AUGGAUUCUGAUGAAACAAAGCGGCCAAGGACAGAAACUAACAAAGGGAAAGAGAAAGUUGGAGAUUCUUCACUACGAAAACUUUUAGUUGAAGACAUUGCUGUGGAGACAACGGAAGAAUCUCUUAGGGAGCACUUCAACCAGUUUGGAAAGGUGAUUGAUUCUGUAAUAAUUACGAAUGAAAACUCUGGAAGGCCAUGGAGAUAUGGUGUUGUUACAUACGCUGACUCGAAAGGUUUAUGCUUAAAGUGUAUAUUCUGUUUUGUGUAUAAGGUGCACGUGAAGAAAGAAGCACCUAAGGAGGACAUGCAUGUCAAAGGAGCACCAAAAACAGAGAAAAAAUUUAUUGGUGGUCUUCCACCAUUUGACGAUGAUUCGAAGAAAGAUUUUUCUUCUUUGGGCUUUGUGAUUUCUGACGAUGAAGAAGCAGUUGAAAAGGUUUCAGCGGACGGAUGUAUGCACGAACUUCAUGGCAAACAAGUUGAAAUUAAGAGGGCCGAGCCAAAGAGUGCUGGUGCUGAACUUGCAAGUGAAAACCAGCUACAUCAUGGUGGGAGUAUUUCAAAAUCGCAUCGUGGUGAUUCUGGUUCUGUAGAAGGUUUUGGUGGCGCAUAUGGUGGAAACAUGGGUGCAGGUCAUGGUGGAUAUGGAGGAUAUGAAGGAUAUGGCAAUUAUGGUGGGUAUCGCAAGGUUGCAGGAAGUUAUGGUGAUAUCACCCUAUAUAUGGUGGAUACGGUUAUGGAGGCAGCAGCUAUGGUGCACCUUAUGCCAGCAGUAACAGAUAUGGGAGCACCAUUGGGCAGCACGGUUGGCAAUCCUGCUGGUUAUGAUAAUGCAAACAGGUAUGGCAAUCGUGGCAGCAGUGAUGGCAAUUCUGCUGGUUAUGAUAAUGCAAACAGGUAUGGCAAUCGUGGCAGCAGUGAUGGCAAUUCUGCUGGUUAUGUUAAUGCAAACAGGUAUGGCAAUCGUGGUGGCAAUCCUGCUAGUUAUGAUAAUGCAAACAGGUAUGGCAAUCGUGGCAGAAGAGGAGGUGCCAAUGCAAACUGGAAUAAUGAUGGGAGUUUUCAUCCAUAUUAG
Molecule: messenger RNA, 1077 nt
Organism: Capsicum annuum
Lineage: Eukaryota; Viridiplantae; Streptophyta; Magnoliopsida; Solanales; Solanaceae
Product: heterogeneous nuclear ribonucleoprotein 1-like
Exons: 7
Coding region: 1-1077 (358 amino acids)
Biological process (GO): regulation of gene expression
Cellular component (GO): nucleoplasm
Molecular function (GO): RNA binding
Source: RefSeq, a predicted model, not a curated record